This is a messenger RNA of Malaclemys terrapin pileata, 951 nucleotides long. Its product is annotated as olfactory receptor 1020-like. Gene Ontology annotation, molecular function: G protein-coupled receptor activity; odorant binding; olfactory receptor activity. Gene Ontology annotation, biological process: sensory perception of smell; G protein-coupled receptor signaling pathway. The transcript is spliced from 2 exons. Bases 13 to 951 code for a protein of 312 amino acids. Lineage: Eukaryota; Metazoa; Chordata; Testudines; Emydidae. The record is from RefSeq and is a predicted model, not a curated record. Gene Ontology annotation, cellular component: membrane.
CAGGGGAAAGGGAUGGAGAAUGGCAAUCAUACUGGAGUGUCCACGUUCAUCCUUCUAGGAUUCAAAGGCAGUCGAUCGCUGCAAGCUGUCCUCUUUGGGAUGUUUUUGCUUAUCUACAGUAUGAGCCUAGCGGGGAAUCUCAGCAUGAUCUCUUUGAUCAGGAUCGAGACGCGGCUACACACCCCCAUGUAUUUUUUCCUCAGCAACUUGUCCCUUGUAGACCUCACUUACUCUUCCAUUAUUGCCCCUAAGGCACUGGUGAACUUCUUAGCAGAGAGUAAAGUCAUUUCCUUUGCUGGGUGUGCCACGCAAUUUUUUUUCCACUCCUUCUCUGUGAACUCUGAGGGUUUACUUCUGGCUGUGAUGGCAUAUGAUCGCUUCAUAGCUAUAUGCAAGCCGCUGAUGUACACACUCAUUAUGUCCAGGAAAGUCUGUGUCCAGUUGGUAGUGGCAUCAUACAUUUAUGCCUCCAUUAAUGCCAUUGUGCACACAGGCUCUUUGUUCAGCCUGUCCUUCUGUGGCCCCAAUAUCAUUGAUCACUUUUUCUGUGACAUCCCCCCACUCCAGAAACUCUCCUGCUCUGACACUCGUGUGGGUGACACAGUGCAUUUCCUCUUUGCUGCUGUAGCUGCACUAAGUACUAUCCUGGUCAUCCUCAUUUCCUAUGUUUCUAUCAUGGUGGCCAUCUUGCGGAUCCGCUCCAAUGAGGGCAGACGCAAAGCCUUCUCCACCUGCACCUCCCACCUGAUGGCUGUGUCCAUACUGUAUGGGGCUCUGUUCUUUAUGUACUUACGACCCACAUCCAGCAACUCAUCAGAGUACGACAAAGUGGUGUCCAUGUUCUAUACCCUUGUGAUUCCCAUGUUGAACCCCCUGAUCUACAGCCUGAGGAACAAGGAGGUGAAAGACGCCUUGAGGAAGACAAUAUACCAGAAAAUUAUUCCUCACUGA